AGGCAGCAAACCCAAAUAUUACAAAAGAGAACGAGAAGGAAGCGAUAUUAGCAAUCUGCGUUAGAAGCAAUGAUCAUAAUUAACUUCGGGAAUAUAGAUAUUCGCGAUAUUCUGAUGAAAAUAAGUGUUGUAAUGCUGUCUGGAUUGUUGUCUGCUAACUGAGCAAUGUGUUUUUCUUUGCAGUUAACGAAAUGGACGAGGACUUCAAUCAGUCCCUCACUCCUCCGGUGUCACCGUUUGCAGCGGAGAGUUCGUGCAGUUUGGCUCCCGCUCGCCCACCCUGUUUCGGCUGCUUUUCCGAAUCGGGACGGGAGAACACCCUGCAAGUCUCACCAGACGCUUACAUCGGCAGAGGUUCACUGAAGAGGUUGCUGCUAAGACUGGACCCAGCCCCGGCUGACUAUGAAUCAGACACCGUGGAGCUGUUCGGCUUUCUCUGGGUGACCGAGACGGCCCUGGUGGAAUCCACGCAGCUGCUGUUCGGCCUGUUCAGACAGAAGGUGUUCAAACUGGAGACACUUGUACAAUCCAGCUCUCAUGACUUUGGCCAGGCUAGUGGACUCCACUACGAGGCUGAGGACCUGAGGCACCAGUGUGUGCAGUUCCUUCAGUAUGUCAAAGUUUUCCUCUACAGGUACCUCUCGCCCCCCAGGCCGGAGCAGGCUGCCCCCCACCCCUACGAGGCCCUGCAGGCCGUCUUCCCCUCGGCUCUGCUGGAGGAGCUGUUCGGUCUCUCUCUCCUCAUUGGGCGCCUCAGUGACAUGCCUGCCAGCGUGCAGGCUGCCUUCACCAUGCAACACAUGGGCAAGCUGCUCCCGCCCACCUGGCACCUGCUCCACCUGCACCUGGACCUCCACUGGUCCCUGCUGGAGCUGCUGCACCUGCUGGGUCACAAGAUGCAGGGCCAGGUGGUGUACGUGCAGCAGGACCUGACAGGAGAGAACGUGACCGACGUCAGCCUGCUGGAGCAGCAGCUCACCAACCUGCUGUGUGACCUCACCAGCCUGGCCAUCAGCAAGUACUGCAAGGUGCGUCCGACCGAGGCCCAGAGCAGCCAGCCGUACCUGUGCUCCUGCAGCAGGGAGCUGUGGAUCCAGCUCAUACACUUGGUGGAGCACAGGAGCAAGGUGCUACACACUCCGUCUUUCUGGAGCUACAUGAACACCCUGCUGCGUCCUCUGAUGGGGGGGCCCCGGCCCGAGUCUGGCCAGGGUGCCCCCCUCCCACCCUGCAAGGAUGCCCUGGGCUUCAGCUGGUGGCUGGUGACCCACCUGGCAGAGCUGGGCCAGUACGGCCGCAGUGGCAGCCUCCAGACUGAGAAACAGCUGGAGGAUAACUGGAGCUUAGUAGGAGGGCUUCUGAGGGCCUCCUGUAACCCCAAGGGAGGGCUGCAGGAGGAGCAGGUCAGGAUGCACGUGCACUGCUGUCUGAGUGUGUGUCUCAUGUGGGGCCCCAACACCAGCACCGUGUCUAUCCUCUGGGAGUACUACAGCCGGCACCUGGGAGGCUCCUUCUCCGUGCCCUGGCUGGGGGUGUCGUCUUUGGGCAGCAUGUCGCGGAGCCCCCUGGCCCUGCUGGAGCAGGCCCGGAGCUGCUGCGAGCCCGGCCCCCUGCGCUCCGCAGGCCACGCCCAGCUCUACCGCCACGCCUCCUCCUUCCUCCUCUUCCUCAGGAUCCUGGCACUCUACCUGGCCCAGGACAGCGCCCCCUGGAGGCAGAUCAAGGGGAGGGUGUACUCCAAGUUCCACCAGCGUCGGAUGCAGGAGCUGUCGGAGGCGGGGCUCGCCCACUUCCUCCUCCUCUUCCUGGUCGUGGCCCUGCGGGCGGAGCCGGAGGACGUGGCGGGGCGCGCGUGCGAGCUCCUGGGGCUCCUGCCGUGGGACGGCCCCCCGACCCAGCGGGGCCUGGUGUGGAGGGGCCAGCUGGCCCUGCUGCUGCUGCUCCAGGACCGGGGCCUGGACGUGGGGCCCCAGGCCUGCUGGCUGGCCGACUCCUUCUCCAAGUCGGCCCGGGAGUUCUACCUCCGGACCACGGAGCCGUCCAGGCGCCUGGCGCUCUGGCCGCCGCUCGCCUCCUACCUGGAGGGCGUGGCCGAGGUGUUCGAGACGAGCAGGGCUCUCGGCCAAUCGGAGGAGCGGCUGCUCAACGAGGGCUUCGGCCUCCUGCUUCCCGCCUGCCGGCAGACUGAGCUGGGCUCCGCCCUCGGCUUCCUGCAGGUCGUGCUGUCCCAGCUCCGGCGAGUCCAUCAGCGUGGCGUCCAGGCGGGCCCCUCGGUGGCCAGUGUGGGGAGAGAGCGCCACCUAGCGGUGGCAGCGGCCCUGUGGACCCACUUCUUCCCCUUCCUGCGAAGCCUGCGCCUCACCCAGACCCCCCCAGCCCCCCUGGCAGACGCAGCCGCAGGAUUCACUCUCCUGGCCUUUGACCUGCCGAGCUCCGCCCCCCAGGACCUCCAGCCCAACCCUGUCCAGUCCAUCAUGCACUGCUUUGGCUGGGAGGACAUGCUUCACCCCCUCUUGGUGACUCGUUACCUGCCUCACCUGCUGCAAGACAGUGAGCUGGUGGUGGCGGUGAGCUCCGGCUCAGGUGCUUCUGCUUCCGGUCCGGCCCAGGCUCUGUGUGUGAGAGCCUGGUUCCGGUGCUUUCUCCAGCAGCACCUUCACAAGAACCCAGACAGGUCCGACAGCCGUGCAGGCAGGGCUCUGGAGGAACAGCUGGCUGAGCUGACCAGGCUGGUUCUGCGGCUGCCUGAGGUGGACUCCCUACUGCAGCGUUCUGGGCUACAGCCUGCAGCCUCCAGACCGGAGCCCAGAUCAGCUCUGCAGCUCUUCAUCAAGGCCGUGGGCCGGGUCUACGGUGGUCUCCAGGUGCUGUCGGAGCGCGCUGCCAUGGUCACCAAGGCUCUGGACUACCUGGGAGACUUUCUGAAGCAUGUCAAGCCCUACCUGGUCAACAAGAACCCUGAGGGUCUGCAGCUGGCUUACUGGGUUGGAGGCUGUGUGGUGAAGCACUGGGGCCCCCUGCUGGCCUCCUCGAGGGCCCAGCAGCAACUGUUCCGCCUGGUGGAGGUCCUCCUGCUGCCCCACUCCCUGACCCACCUGGAGCAGGCCCUGCGAGACAGCCUGCCCCUUUACCUACAGGGUCUGUCCGUGGCAGCCGGCAUGUCCCAGUCUCAGGGGGCGGGGCUAAAGCAACAGCUCCGCAGCGUCAUCGCCAAGUACCUGGACCACUUCCUCCCAGCCACGCCCUCCGCCGGAGUCAUAGCCAAUCACCCGGUGCUGCUGGCUGCCUGCGAGGCCACACCCACCCCCCAUGGGGCAGGACUGAGGAGGAGCAUCCUGCAGGUCCUCUGCGAUAACUUCCUGCAGUUCAAGGGCCACGCCCCUCCUCCCCGCCUGGCCGCCGUCCUGGCCUUCCUAUUGGAGCUGCUGAGACGGAACAAGGAUGCUGACCCCGCCCUGCUCACUGUGCCCCUCCCCUCCGUGCUGCGCUGUCUGAUGCUGGUCAACGAGCCACAUGUGAGGAGGAUCGCUACAGAGGCUCUGCAGCUGCUAGUGGAGAGGUGUGGAGCUGCAACAGAUGGACCAUGUAACCAGACCACCACUAUCUUAAAGUCGUUUGUAGAGGAGAACGAAGGUGUGUAUGACAAGCAGGUCUACAGUGUUCUGGAGACUGUGGCGGUUCUAGAUCUGCCAGUGGUGCAGGUUCUAGUGCCGGUUCUGUCUCUGAGCUUGAGGAACACGGAACAUAAGAGAGGCCUGGGCAGGAACAGCACCUUGAGGAGUGCCUACAAGAAACUGCUGAGCAUUUUGGGAGAUGUAGGCCAAGCUGAGGCCAUCAGUCUGGAGGAGGAGUGACCCCUGGACCUCAUCACAUGACCCCCUGACCCACCCCUGACCCCCCAGCUGACACACAGAAGCCAGAAUAUAUAUGCUUUGGACAGAAUGUAUGGCUUCUAUUAAUUUAUUUGUAUUUGUACAGAUGCAGUAUGAUCGUGUUUACCAUACAUUCAUGAUAUGUGGAUUGUUAUUAAAAUGAAGAUG
Hypomesus transpacificus is the source of this 4040-nucleotide messenger RNA. RefSeq names its product MMS22-like, DNA repair protein (gene mms22l). The coding region runs from base 192 to 3854 and encodes 1220 amino acids. The record is from RefSeq and is a predicted model, not a curated record. Gene Ontology annotation, biological process: replication fork processing; double-strand break repair via homologous recombination. The transcript is spliced from 25 exons. Gene Ontology annotation, cellular component: nuclear replication fork. NCBI's taxonomy places the organism in Eukaryota, Metazoa, Chordata, Actinopteri, Osmeriformes, Osmeridae.